UCUUGACAUCGCAGUGUCAGUAAAUUGCACACAUCUUGCAGGCAGUAUGAAGGCUUUAACAGUUCUUCUCGUUCUAAGCGCCUUUGCAACAGUGUUCGCCAAUCAACUGGUGUUCCACAAAGCCUUCUAUAAUCUUUUAGAAGGAGAUCAUCAGAACAGAAUGGCUAAAGCUGCGAGGGACUAUAACUUGCCAUUAAAUCCGUUAAUCUCCAAUGAUGCCAGUGACGCCAAUGAUGCAAAAGAUCUCUACGAGCCGUGGAUGAAACCUUGCGUCCAUCAAGGGAUACGUUGCUUUAUCAAGUCGGGGAAAGAUGCCUGUCAAAAGCUUUGUUGCGGUGACCAGUUCUUUGAGUGCCUUCAAUAUCACAAGCCAGAGGGACACCCAGGACUGCUCGCGAAACUGACCCCUUUGCAGAAAGGCUGUUUGGCACUUGUUGGAAUGUGCAGGGCUUAUAGUCCAUCGUGUGAAGGAAAGUUAUGUUGCUACCUUCGCUUCCAGAAAUGCUUUGAGUUUGUCAGCCAACACGAACGUUAGCCCCAAGACAAGUUACACUGUUACAAUGGCAAUGAUAGCAAGAUAUCGAUCCCAAUGAUGUGCGAUCAGGCUCAAGUUUUUCCUUUAUAAAUUAUUAUCAUCUCGAUGUAACAUGCAGGCAAUUAGAAGUAAAGAAAUUUAAAGAGGGAA
Pocillopora damicornis (cauliflower coral) is the source of this 685-nucleotide messenger RNA. RefSeq lists its product as uncharacterized. Lineage: Eukaryota; Metazoa; Cnidaria; Anthozoa; Scleractinia; Pocilloporidae. The record is from RefSeq and is a predicted model, not a curated record.